AUGACAAAAGCUUAUGAUGUGGGCUAUUUCAAAACCUGUUCAUUGAACAGUUAUGGAGAAACAAUGACAAAAUGUAAAGAUGUAAAUAUACAACUUUCAACAAACUACUGUACAUUUCCAAUAACACAAAUUGGUGAAUUGCAACAUCAGAUAGUGAAUAUAAUAAAUCAUUCAGACUGUUCAACAGUCUAUGAAUUAUUAACUGGUCAAUCAAAAAUUUAUACAAAUAAAAAUGAUCAAUCAUGUACUAUUGUAUCUACAGUAUUUCCCAUAAUAAAAGGUUUAUCAAAUGGUAUCAUUAAAUCAAAAGAAACACUACAAUUGAUUAUUGGCUUUUGUCCACAAGUAGCAGGUCAUUUUUAUCGUCGAUUUACUUUGUUAGUCUGUAAUCAAAAACCACAAUUUUUGCAUUUACUUGGUACUUGUCAUGAUUUAAUUGAAAGACCACCUCAUUUAAAACCAAAACAUUUAAUGAAUAUGGAAUUAUGUAAUCAACAAUUGGACAAUCAAAUAGAUGUAUUUCAGAAAGAUGAUGAUAAUCAUCAAAAUGGCUAUGAGAUUUAUUCUGAAAUGAUGCAAUCAUCAGAAAUCAUGAUUAAUCCACCGCUAUUAUCCUUAAAUUAUACAACUUGGGAUUUCACUUCAAAUUCAGAUUUGUUAUCUAAGGCAUUAUUAUGUGCAGAACAAUUAAACAAAUCAAUCAAUCAAGGUUUAGAAUUAAAUCUUGAACAUUUAGCUAUACGAAAUACAUUAAUUGUACAAAACUUUACCAAUCAUGUAAUGCUAAUUCAUUGGUCACUAAAUAAACAAAUCAAUUUCAAUCAUCAAGUCAAUGGUUAUAAUGAAUAUGAAGCGAAAAUAAACAGUUUUAGAAUUGAACCAAUAUCAAAAGAACUUGCACCAAAUAGUUCAACAGAAUUCACUAUGCUGUUUACACCAGCUAAUAUAUGCCAGUACUACUAUCAAGAAUUUGAAGGAUUUGCUAUGUACAAAAAUCAAAGAGAUAUUAGUUUGAUUAGUUCAGAAAAGAUAAAACCACCUCAUUGUUUAUUGGUCAAUUGUUAUGGUCAUACAUUCCCUGGUGAUAAACAAUCAUUUACACCUUAUUAUGAAAUAAAUAAAUCGACAAUUAUAUUUGAUCCAAUUGAAUAUUGUGAAAAUAAAUUUGAUUCAAUCUCAUUAUAUAAUAAAAGUGAAUAUCCAUUAUUAUUACAACAUAAAAAUCUUAAGAAAUGUUUGAAUUACGAAAAUUUCGACGAGAAUAUUUUAAAUAUUCAACUUAUCCCUUCAAUAACUUUAAUUCCACCUAAUUCAUACAAAGUGAUUGUGUUUCAAUGUGAAACUAAUCUAUCCUAUGCUGAAAUCAAAAAAAAGAUGGCAAGCAGAGAAGAUAAAAUUAUACUCAAAGGACUUGAGAUUGUGUCAAUGAACCAACAACCAAAACAUGAAUGGAGAAUCCCAAUUGAAAUCAGUUUUACCACAGCGAAUAUCAUUUUAGAAAACGAUGGUGAAUUGUAUUUUGUACCUACUCAUGUAGGUGCAUAUACACAGAAGAAAUUCAAUAUUACAAAUGUCUCACCUUAUAAAGUAGAAUUUUGUUGGGAAAUUAUUUCUGAUGACAAAACUGAAUUAGAAGUUCAUCCGAAUAAAGGAUUUCUAUUACCAAAUGAAAUACAAUCACAAUUGUGGACAUUUCAUCCGACACAAGUUACUAAUUGUGUAUUUAAACCACGUCUUAGAUAUUGGAGAUAUAAUCAAUCCAUUAACUAUUCUAAUAAUCAAAAAUUUAAUGAAUAUUCAUAUGAAAUAAAACAAAAAGAAUUACGUGUCAUCACUAUGUCGGGAAAUGCCCAAUUAUCGAUUGAUCCAGAGACAAUUACUUGUCAUCCAUUAUUAGUAAAUACAUCAGCAAGUUAUAAGAUCAAUUUUCAUAAUCGUAGUAUAAUAUCAACUUAUUUCUGUACAAUAAUUAAGCCAUUGUAUCAUGAGAGUAAUCAGAAUUUAAAGUUGGAUGAAUUUAUUACGGUAAACACUAGUGAUAAUCUGAUUAGUGGUCAUUCAACUAAAUCAAUUACAAUCAAUAUUUGCCCAAAAUCAAAAGGAAGCUUUUGUUUUCAUUUAUUCUAUCGUUUGUAUACUACUAAUGAAAUUUUUAGUAGUAAGAAAAAUACCAAUAAAAUGAUUGAUGGAAUAAACAAUAUAUCAGAUAAUACACGUAAAUAUCUAACUGAAGAAAUAUUAGCUACAACAAUAUUUGUUGAAUCAGUUUAUCCUACUCUACGAAUUACUGAUAUUCAUGGUUCAGGAAGUUUAAAUAAUACUAGUCCAGUGGAACUAUGGAGAAGUUUGGAUAUAGACAGUUUGAAUAUUAGUUUAGAAUCUGAUCCAACAGAAUAUGAAUUAAAGGAUACAAUCAAUAGUCGUCCACUUUAUCGUGAUCAUCCCAAAUCAUUAGAUUGUCGUGGACCAGAAUUUGAUUUAUUCAUUGGAACAUCAGUUAUAGCUAAAAAUGCUGAGGUCAACAAUUCUAAGGCACUACUAUGCUUUUUGGUGGAAAACUCAGGUUUGAUAGAAGUCGAUUUCGCUUUCAUGUUUCCGGAAGAUUUACGUAUUGAACUACCCACUUGGGCAGAAAGUGGACAUUAUGAGGAAGCCGAACUUCAACAAUUACAUAUUGAAAAUCAUUCAUUAAUUGAUAUUCAACCAAGACGAUGUUUAUUAAAAUCUGGAGAAUAUUCUGAAGUUAUGAUCACCUAUAAUCAUAAUUUAUCUGGUUGUCAUCAAUUGCCAAUCGUUUGGAAAAUUAAUGGUGGUCGAGAAAUUAAGUUAAAUAUGAUUGGUGUUACUUUACCAUUAAAUCAACCUUAUUUACAAUUAAUGAAUCGUAAAUAUAUAUUGAAUCCAACACCAAUUGGAUUAGGAGAUUAUCGUUUAGGUUAUUUAUAUCAAAUGAAAUUAAAAAAUCCUAGUACUAAAACACUUAAAUUUCAUCUUACUCCACUUCAAUGGUUUAUCAAUAAAUCAAUAAUCAAUAAAGAAUUGAAAAAAUCAGAAAUCAAUGAAAAAUUAAUUGAAUAUGAUUUACCUAUAUUAUAUUGUAUACAAAAUCAAGGAUUAAUUCAAUCAAAUGGAUUAUAUAGAUUAGAUUGGAGAUUUCGUCCUAUAGAAGCAAAAACAUAUACUGCUUAUUGUUAUAUUCAUAUUGUGGAUGCUGAACUACCAUCAGUCACUAAUCAAUCAGUCUAUUCUGAUACUAUUCUAUUAGAAUUAGUAGCAAUUGGAUAUGAUCCAAAACAAUUGGGACCUAAAGAAAUAAUAGCAAACCCACAGCAUGUUCGAAUUCCAACUGCUAUUGAAAAUCAUAUAAUCUCUUUGGAUAGAAAACCACAGUCAAUCAUUAAAUCCAACAAUGAUAGUAUGGAUGAGGAUGAUUUGACUUUUCGAAAUUUUCCUCCACUUGCACGUCGAAUUAAAACUCCAAUUGAUUCAUGGGUCAGUUUAUCACAUCAUUUAAUAGAAUUACAUCGUAUUAUUAUUGGAACACGUUGUAGACGUUUAAUUCAUAUGACAAAUAGAUUUAGCUCUAAUAUUCAUCGAUUACCUGUUAAUAAUCGAUCAGUUUAUCGAUUUCGAUGGUUUACGGAAUUUCCAAAUGAUAUGGAGAUUGUUAACAUUAAUCCAAGAAUAGGGAGAAUUAAGCCAGGUCAAACAAUUCAAGAACUGAUUACUUUUACAGCUAGUGGAUUACCACGUUUUACUGAGAUAAAUCUAAUUUGUGAAUUAAUCGAUGAACAUGAAGAGAACAAAUAUUGUGAAGAAUUAAAGGCUUGGCAAUCCGAAAUAGAUAGAUUGAAAGUUGAAUUUACAGUAACAGAUAAUGACUUAAGAAAAAAGAAAGCGAAACCAGAAGCCAUAUCAUCAGAAUCAGAUGAGAUUGAUAUAGAUGAGUUUUGUCAAAAAUGGCCAAAACCAAUUCACACCAAACCAGUUUACGUUUACCUCACAAUCAGUGCGGAAAUAAUCAAUGAUGAAGCUGCAAAAAUCUAUGGUGUAAAUGAUGAAGGGAAAACAUCAUUCAUUGACUAUGCACAAUUUUUUAAUUCUAAUCAUUCAGCUGCUAAAGCAAUCAGUUCAACUAAAAUACAAGAUCAUAUUUGGAACUUACAUCAACAAUUAUUCACUGAUUUGAUAACAUCUUUAAUAGAUAGUUUAAUAUUUAAUAAUGAAUUUGUACAAAUUAUUCAAAAUAUUGUUAUUCCAUCUGAGAAUAUCAUUCAUGCAUCAUCAUCAUCAUUGAACAACAAUGAAAUCAUCGUUGAUGAUGAUGACGAUGAUGAUCCAGUCCCAUUAUGGAUACAAAUAAAAUCAGAUAAUUGUUAUAAACCUAACGAAUUAUCAAUUAAUUAUAUAAAUGACAUAAACAAAACAACAAAUCACUUAAAUCAUUGGAUACCUGAAAUAGUUCAAGAGAAAACUAAUAGACAAGAUAUGAAAAGUAUAAAUAAAGAAACUGCCGACAGCAUGUGCAUACAGAAUCCGGCUAUUCAAUGGUUAAUUGAAGGUGCUUUAGCUGGUAUGUUAAGUAAUAUUCUGGAUGAAGUAAAUGAAAAAGAAUUCGAAAUAACUACUAGACCAAGAAUAAUCGCACUACCACCGAUGACAUCACAGAAUAAAAUGGAAGAUAAAUAA
This is a messenger RNA of Schistosoma curassoni, 4689 nucleotides long. The record is from the annotation of a GenBank genome assembly. Lineage: Eukaryota; Metazoa; Platyhelminthes; Trematoda; Strigeidida; Schistosomatidae.